Messenger RNA from Caenorhabditis briggsae, 453 nucleotides. The record is from RefSeq and is a predicted model, not a curated record. Bases 1 to 453 code for a protein of 150 amino acids. The transcript is spliced from 2 exons. Lineage: Eukaryota; Metazoa; Nematoda; Chromadorea; Rhabditida; Rhabditidae.
AUGCCCGAUGCUCAUUAUGAAUCUCAUGAGCCAUACAUUAAUGAGCCUCCAUUUGAAGAGCAUCUGGAACCAAUUGAGACACCCAGUAUGCGAUCGAAUAGUACAGAUGGGUACGUUGACUUUCCAACUAUGGAGUCAAGCAUUCAAGAGGAUGAGGAAUCACCAGUAACACGCAUGAGACAUACUGUAAAUCAAUUGAAAAUCGAGAACAAAGCCUUGGAACAAGAACUGGCUCAUGUGAAAGAGCUUUUGAAGCAGAAGGAUGCCCUUCUGAAGACAAGAAAUCCGUCGUCGUGUCCAGUUUGUUUCUUGCAGUUUAAUAAGGAUGAUUGCAAAGAAGCAACCGUUGUCCCUUGUGGCCAUGUUAUCUGUUUCGAAUGUGGACGAAAAGUCAAAAGCUGCCCGACUUGCCGUUCCAAACCCGUGAAAGUCAUCAGAAUCUUCCGAUCAUAA